Messenger RNA from Orycteropus afer afer, 390 nucleotides. RefSeq names its product transmembrane protein 207 (gene TMEM207). The transcript has 4 exons. The record is from RefSeq and is a predicted model, not a curated record. NCBI's taxonomy places the organism in Eukaryota, Metazoa, Chordata, Mammalia, Tubulidentata, Orycteropodidae. The coding region runs from base 1 to 390 and encodes 129 amino acids.
AUGUUUGGAUUUUAUUGUUCUAAACAUGUGUUUCAGUUGGUGCUCUCGGACCCAUCAUGUGAAGAAAAUGAAACGUGCAUAAAUUAUAAUAAUCAACACCCUAAUGGUUGGUACAUCUGGUUCUUGCUGCUGAUUUUCCUGCUGGCUCUUCUCUGUGGAGCUGUGCUCUGCUGCCUCCAGUGCUGCCUGAAAAGGUCCCAAGUUGUUUCCCCAAGACGCACCAUGGCUGUUUUCGCUAUUGGAGACCUGGACCAUGUUUAUGGGACGGAAGCAGCUGUGAGUCCAAAUAUUGGAAUUCACCUUCAAUGUCAAAAUCCUGAACUGUAUUCUAUUCCAUGUUUUGGCCCCCCACCUCCAUAUGAAGAAAUUUUAAAAACAAGCCAAUUUUAG